AUGUCUCUGGAUCUUGAACACCAUCUCACCUUUUAUGGUGCUUACCACCAUAAUCCGGUCAAUGUUGCCAUUCACAUGGUUUGCGUUCCCCUCAUUCUCAUCUCAGGAUUCUCUUUGGCCACAUACAGCGGUACCCUAAUCCCCACACCGUCUUGGCUUAACUUUCCUUAUUUGGAGCCGAAUCUUGGCGUCAUUGCCGCAAGUGUGUAUUCUUUGCUUUAUCUGCUCUUGGAGCCUUUUGCUGGUUUUCUUCUGGCCAUCGUUUGUAUGGCUGGGACAGCUUCGGCCAACUACCUACGCCAACAAAACCCUGACUCAACCUUUCAGGGUGCUCUGGCUGUGCACAUUGUCUGUUGGAUCUUCCAGUUCAUUGGACAUGGAAAGUAUGAGGGUCGAGCUCCCGCUUUGCUUGACAACCUGGUUCAAGCCAUCUUCCUAGCUCCCAUGUUUGUGUGGCUUGAAAUUCUCUUCAAGCUUGGAUACAGACCUGAGCUCCGAGCCCGUGUCAACAAGAAAGUUCAGAUCGAGGUUGAGAAGUUUAGGGCUAAGAAUGGCAAGGCUCAAUAG
Fusarium pseudograminearum CS3096 is the source of this 567-nucleotide messenger RNA. RefSeq lists its product as uncharacterized. Gene Ontology annotation, cellular component: endoplasmic reticulum. The record is from RefSeq and is a predicted model, not a curated record. The transcript is spliced from 3 exons. The coding region runs from base 1 to 567 and encodes 188 amino acids. Gene Ontology annotation, biological process: sphingoid catabolic process. Lineage: Eukaryota; Fungi; Ascomycota; Sordariomycetes; Hypocreales; Nectriaceae.